Messenger RNA from Lycium ferocissimum, 1465 nucleotides. RefSeq names its product syntaxin-132-like. The record is from RefSeq and is a predicted model, not a curated record. The coding region runs from base 239 to 637 and encodes 132 amino acids. The transcript has 6 exons. Gene Ontology annotation, biological process: vesicle-mediated transport. NCBI's taxonomy places the organism in Eukaryota, Viridiplantae, Streptophyta, Magnoliopsida, Solanales, Solanaceae. Gene Ontology annotation, cellular component: membrane.
UAGUUUAAUUUUGCUCUUAUUAUUAGCCUUUUGGCUACAUUUGUAAAGAACUUUUGGAUUUUGCUUUUUUUUUUUAAAAACACUAGUAUGCCUAGUGGACUAUAAUGCACUUGUGAAAUAUUAACAUGGAUAAGUUCAUAUAUGUCUGCCAACUGUUUGUUUCUUGAUAAUCUGUAGCCUGCUAACCACAAGUUCUCAAGAAAGUGUUUUUUACUUGUUUCCAGCUAUAAGGAAGCGGAUGGAGAAAGAUAUAGAUGAAGUUGGGAAGAUUGCAAGAAAUGUCAAAGCAAAAAUAGAAGCAAUAAAUAAAGAGAACUUGGCUAAUCGACAAAAGCCCGGAUGUGGAAAGGGUACAAGUGUUGAAAGAUCAAGGACAAAUAUGACCAAUGGCUUGACAAAAAAGUUUAGAGAUGUUAUGACAGAAUUUCAGACAUUAAGGCAGAGAAUAGACGACGAGUAUCGUGAAGUUGUAGAGCGAAGGGUGAUAACAGUCACUGGAACUAGACCAGAUGAGGAGACAAUCAACAACCUGAUAGAAACCGGAAGCAGUGAACAAAUCUUCCAGAAUGCUAUCCAAGGAAUGGGACGUGGACAGCUACCUCUUACUACUUCAUUCUACUAUAAUUUUCUCUUUUGACUUUCAGAAUUUGGGACUUAAUUUAUGUGCCAUCCACUUCUGAAGUCUUUUUCUUUGUUUAUUGUCAACAUAUUACUUCAUGAGCCAUGAGGUACGUAUAAAAUGUAGAGGAAGCAUGGUUUAUGUGUCAAUAAAUUAAAUUCUUAUUUUCUUGUUAAACUAGCAGAAAUAGUACCAACUGAGCUCAUUUGAAAAGAAAGAAAGCAUACCUCAAAUGGUUGGCUAUGGACGGCAACGGCGGUACUGGGUAGAGACGGCGGCGACGAUGACUGGCAAGCGGUGACGGUGACUGGAAGGCGGCGAUGGUGACUGGCGGGCAGGUUAUUAGGGUUAGAGAUUUAGGGGAGAGAAAAGGUGAGAGGAAAGAGAGAGAAAGUGGAAAGAUGAAGGGUACGUAUACGUUUAAGUGGGUCUGUAUUUUUCAUUUAUUUGACUAAUUAUACCGACCUCAUGAGGUCGGUAUGUAUAAUUAUUUUAUAAUUUUAUUUCUAAUUUAAAAGAAUACCGACCUCACGAGGUCGGUUUAUUAAAAAUUAUUUAAAAAUUAUUUUUAAUAAACCGACCUCAUGAGGUCAGUAUUCUUUUAAAUUAAAAAUAAAAUUAUUAUAUUUAGCAUCAAAUAAAUUUCCGACCUACUGAGGUCGGUACAUUACGUUUGUCAAAUUUCGGUACAAUAUUACUGACCUCAUGAGGUCGGCUUAUUUUUUAAAAAAUUGAAAAAUAAAUAUUACGACUUUACCGACCUCAUGAGGUCGGUUAUUUUCCGACCUCAACUGAGGUCGGUUUUUUGAGGUCGGGAAAUACUAUUUUUUUAGUAGUGAGGGGUGG